This is a messenger RNA of Ectocarpus siliculosus, 657 nucleotides long. The record is from the annotation of a GenBank genome assembly. Lineage: Eukaryota; Phaeophyceae; Ectocarpales; Ectocarpaceae.
AUGAAGGUCGCUGCCGCCGGACCACACCUGUGUUCAGCGAUACCGCUGCUGUGCAUCUGCAUAGGAUGGAAAGACGCAGCCGCCGAGACGACAACGCAGACCGUCGUUUCUAGGCUGCAGUUUCCCCUCCCGACAGCCCUGUCCCGCGCCUUGGGUUAUGAGCACGAGGAGGCCCUGUUCGGACCACACCACCCGUACGGUGGGGUCAUCGCCGAGAGGGUCAUCCACGGGGGCGUGCAGCCGGGAAAAGCGGUGAGAGCAUGGACCCUGUGCAGCAUCGAGGACGCCGAGCUUGUGCUUCCGAUUCUACCGCCGGAUUCCUCUCCCUUCAUCCUCAUGGUUGAUCGAGGAGAGUGCACCUUCGUCACCAAGACCCGAUGGGCGCAAAAGCUGGGCGCAGUCGGUGUACUAUUUGCAGACGACAUGUGCCAGUGCAGCGAUGCAGCGAGUGGUAUCUGCUCCAUGUCUGGCAAUUUACACUGUGAAGAGUUCGGUCCGACAGUUGGAGACGAUGGCUCCGGCGCAGACAUUACCAUUCCAAGUUUAAUGAUGCAGAAAAUGGACGCGACGAUUGUCAAGAACCGGUUGGAAAAGGGAGUUCCGGUUAUGGCGAAGAUGUCGUGGUCCCUCGCGGCACCAGACGGUGGCAUCGAGUGA